Molecule: messenger RNA, 7080 nt
Organism: Cottoperca gobio
Lineage: Eukaryota; Metazoa; Chordata; Actinopteri; Perciformes; Bovichtidae
Gene: cadps2
Product: Ca++-dependent secretion activator 2
Biological process (GO): positive regulation of exocytosis; dense core granule exocytosis; synaptic vesicle exocytosis
Cellular component (GO): glutamatergic synapse
Source: RefSeq, a predicted model, not a curated record
GCUGCUGGUCUAUCUGUGGUUGCAGCUACAGGUUGCUCACCUGUGUGCAGGAGCGCUCACUCUCGAGAGCGCGCGAGCUCUGUGCAGCAGCGAGUGGCGGCGGGCACGCGCUGCCAUUCCAACACAUCACAUACCCAGUGCGACGGAACGAAGCGCACACGGUGACCAUCUCUGGAUAUUACCCGAAGAUACUGGGGGGGGGGAAUAACUCACAUUGCACUCGGGUCGUGGCUCCAAACACCACCGGCUGCGGCAGGGAAGCACCGCGGGUCGGCAAAGUGCAGCCGGUAACGCCACGUCGACUAAAACAAACAAACUAAAGCUUUGUUAGUUUCUCUCUUUCUUCUGAUCUGAUCUUUCUUCGGGUCUGAAGUGCAGUUCUGUCGCCGUGAACCAUGCUGGACCCGUCCUCCAGCGAAGACACCGGCGGGGAGUCCGACCCAGAAGUUGUCCAGGAGGCUCCCAGGAAACCGGCCGCUACCUCGGCUGGGAAGCGUGGGAACAGCAGCAGCAGCAGCCGGGCGGGCAGCGGCCAGCGGCGACCGCCCGUCGCACCUGGAGGUGCCCCCGGUAAAGGUGCUACGAAAGACUGCAACGCUACAGGUGAAGAGGAGGAGGACAGGAAGGAACAGGAGCAGAUCCAGAAGGAGGAAGAGGAGAGGAAAAUUAAACUGCAGAUUUAUGUGUUUGUCCUGCGGUGCAUAGCCUACCCGUUCAACGCCAAGCAGCCCACCGACAUGGCCCGGCGGCAGCAGAAGGUGAACAAGCCGCAGCUGCAGGCGGUGAAGGAGCGUUUCCUGGCCUUCCUCAACGGAGAAACUCAGAUCGUGGCGGAUGAAGCUUUCUGCAACGCCGUGAGGAGCUACUAUGAGGGCUUCCUGAAGAGCGAGCGCGUUUCCCGGAUGGUUCAGAGCGGCGGCUGCUCGGCCAACGACUUUCGCGAGGUCUUCAAGAAGAACAUCGAGCGGCGUGUUCGCAGCCUCCCGGAGAUCGACGGCCUGAGCAAAGAGACGGUGCUCAGCUCCUGGAUCGCCAAGUACGACGCCAUCUACAGGGGGGAGGAGGACAUGCGACGGCAGCCGCAGAGGGCGCACCUGAGCGCCGUGUCGGAGCUCAUCCUCAGUAAGGAGCAGCUGUACGAGAUGUUCCAGCAGAUCCUCGGAAUCCGCAAGUUCGAGCACCAGCUGCUUUACAACGCCUGCCAGCUGGACAACGUGGACGAGCAGGCGGCUCAGAUCCGCAGAGAGCUGGACGGGAGGUUACAGCUGGCCGAGAAGAUUGCCAGGGAGAUCAGAUACCCAAAGUUCGUCUCUACUGACAUGGAGCCGCUCUACGUGGAGGAGCUGCGAUCGUCCGUCAACCUGCUCAUGGCGAACCUGGAGAGUCUGCCGGUGUCCAAAGGAGGUCCGGACUUCAAACAGAAGCUCAAACGCUCCAACAUGAACAACUCGUUCCUGGACAUGGGAGACGAGGGAGACAUCCUGUCCAAGUCUGACGUCGUGCUGUCCUUCACUCUGGAGAUCGUGAUCGUGGAGGUUCAGGGUCUGAAGUCUGUGGCUCCAAACCGGAUCGUGUACUGCACCAUGGAGGUGGAGGGGGGAGAGAAGCUGCAGACGGACCAAGCUGAAGCCUCCCGACCACAGUGGGGGACGCAGGGGGACUUCACCACCACGCACCCUCUGCCCUCCGUCAAGGUGAAGCUGUUCACAGAGAGCACCGGGGUCCUGGCUCUGGAGGACAAGGAGCUGGGCCGGGUCGUCAUGAAUCCGACCACCAACGGGCCGAAGCAGGCCGAGUUCCACCGCAUGGUCGUCCCCAAGAACAGCCAGGACACGGAGCUGAAGAUCAAGCUGGCCGUCCGGGUGGACAAACCCCCCAACAUGAAGCACAGCGGGCACGUGUACGCCGUGGGACAGAGAGUCUGGAAACGCUGGAAAAAAAGAUAUUUUGUUCUUGUCCAGGUGAGUCAGUACACGUUCGCCAUGUGCAGCUACAGAGAGAAGAAGGCCGAGCCUCAGGAGCUGAUGCAGCUGGAGGGCUACACGGUGGAUUACUGCGACCCUCAGCCAGGUCUGCAGGGCGGCCGGGUGUUCUUUAACGCGGUGAAGGAGGGCGACCUGGUGAUGUUCGCCUGCGAGGACGAGCAGGACCGCAUGCUGUGGAUUCAGGCGAUGUACCGAGCCACCGGGCAGUCCUACAAACCGGUGCCGCCGCCGCAGAACAAAGUCACCAACUGCAGAGGACUCCAGAAACCUGCGUCCCCCAUCAGUAUGGAUCCGUCUCAGCGUCAGGGGGUGGAGGGGCUGAUCUCUGCCGCUCCGAGCCGCUUCGACCACACCGCCCUCUUCACUAUUUUACAGAAACACACUCUGCAGCACCGCAUGAGCGACUCCUUCUCCUGCCUGGGUUGGUUCAGUCCCGGUCAGGUGUUCGUCCUGGAUGAAUACUGCGCCCGGUACGGCGUUCGAGGCUGCCACCGUCACCUCAGCUACCUGAAGGAUCUGAUGGAGUAUUCGGAGAACCAAGCGCUGGUCGACCCCACGCUGCUGCACUACAGCUACGCCUUCUGCGCCUCCCACGUCCACGGAAACAGGCCUGAUGGGAUGGGGACGGUGGCGGUGGAGGAAAAAGAGCACUUUGAGGCCAUUAGGAGUCGCCUCAUGGCUCUGCUGGACAACCAGAUCACACAUUUCAGGUACUGCUUUCCCUUUGGACGACCAGAUGGGGCCCUGAAGGCAACGCUCUCCCUGCAGGAGCGGGUUCUGAUGAAGGACAUCACGACGCCUGUUCCUCCGGACGAGAUGAAGAAACUGGUGCACAAGUUGGAGAACGCGGCUCAAAUCAACUACAGUCAGCUGAUCCAGUACGCUCAGAUCAAAGUGGAUCCUCAGGCAGCGGCGGAGAAAAGACUGGAGGACAUGAUGCGACUGGGAGAGCUCUGCAUCGAGGUCCUGCAGCAGAACGAGGAACAUCACGCCGAGGGAAGAGAGGCUUUCUCGUGGUGGCCGGAGCUGAUGGCGGAACACGCCGAGACGUUUCUGUCUCUGUACAAAGCGGACAUGGACGGAGCUCUGCAGGUCCAGCCGGUCGACUCCUGGGACAGCUUCCCGCUGUUUCAGCUGCUCAACAACUUCCUGCGAACUGACUUUCACCUGUGCAACGGGACGUUCCACAAACACCUGCAGGACCUGUUCGUCCCCCUGGUGGUGCGCUACAUCGACCUGAUGGAGUCGUCCAUCGCCCAGUCCAUCCACCGCGGCUUCGAGCAGGAGACCUGGCAGUCAGUCAAGUCGUUAACUAACAAUCUAGCCAGCGUCCCUCUUCCUAAAGUCCCCAGCCUCCCUCUCACGCUGCCACAGAUGCCCAGCUUCUCAGCACCCGCCUGGAUGGGCCCGCUGUGUGAGAACACCAACGGCUCGGCCACCUCGGAGGAUUUGUUCUGGAAGCUGGACGCUCUGCAGAUGUUCGUGCUGGACCUCCAUUGGCCGGAGCCAGAGUUCGCCAAACAUCUGGAGCAGAGACUCAAGCUGAUGGCCAGCGACAUGAUGGAGGCGUGUGUCAAGAGAACAAAAUCUGCAUUUGAUGCCAAAAUGCAGAAAGCGAUUAAGUCAACAGACUUCCGGGUUCCGCUGUCGGUCUGCACCAUGUUCAAUGUGCUGAUGGACGCCAAGAAGCAGUGCUCCAAACUCUGCGUGCUGGACACCGGACAGGAGAUUGACAAACAAUGGCAACAAUACCACUCCAAAAUCGAUGUUCUGAUUGACGAGGCGUUCAAAGAAAUGAUUUCCUCCCUUGUCACAAAGUUUGCUGCUGUUUUGGACGGCGUCCUCUCCAAGCUCUCGAGAUACGAUGAAGGAACAUUCUUCUCCUCGAUCCUCUCUUUCACAGUGAAAGCAGCUGCCAAAUAUGUGGAAGUCCCUAAGCCGGGGAUGGAUGUGGCCGACACCUACAUCACCUUCGUACGGCAGAACCAGGACAUUCUCCGAGACCGCGUCAACGACGAGCUGUACACUGAGAAGGUGUUUGAUCAAUGGUACACCGGCUCCACGAAGGCGGUGUGUGUUUGGCUGACGGACAGACUGGACCUUCAGCUCCACAUGUACCAGCUGAAAACACUCAUCAAGAUCGUGAAGAAGACCUACCGUGACUUCAGGCUGCAGGGCGUCCUCGACGUCACGCUGAACAACAAGAGCUACGAGACCAUCUACAACCGGCUGACGGUGGAGGAAGCCACGGCGGCCGUCAAGUCGGGCGACGCCCUUCAGGGCAUCAGCAUGAGAGACAGCGACGAGGAGGACGACUGAACACACACCACACCUUCACACUACUUGAUUAUCAUCCUCUCACAGAUCAGGACCUUCCAUCACAGUGUGAGCUAUGUUGUAGAUGAAAGAGUUGCACAUGUGCAGUAGAGGUAACGUCAUCGUGACUGAAGGUCCUGACGCUCAGGUAGUGAAACCCCCUCCUCCCUUUUCCCCCAACCUGUCACUCAUUGCCCUGACACUGCUGUACACACGUGAGAAUGUACGACAAACAGGAAGUCAAGGUGAGGCGUGGCAUCUGCUGGACACUCGUCCUCCCUCUCACCUGCAGGACAGGAAGCCCCGCCCUCCUCCACGCGCAGCCAUACUCUGAUUGAUGUCAUUUUUGUGCAGCGAUCGCCGUCGGCGCAGCUACUUCCUGUUUUGUUUUCAUCCACGGUGGUAGCUUAUUGUUCAACGAGGCGCCGGCAGCUCUGAGCGACCUCCGCGCCUCGUAUUUCGUUUUAACCGACAGCAAAAAUCAACUAAAGAGAUUCUUUGUUAUUUGACAGAAGCUUGGAAGUGUAAGGUUCUUUCUGUCCACGGUCGCAUCUUUAUACUAUUAUGGUUUUAUUUCUUUCAGAUGACCAACCUAUUUGGUUAAAUGUGAUCCACCAUCACUGUAUCCACCAGUGAAACAACAGCAUAAAACCACCGACACGUUCUCCAACAUUAACCGAGUCGCUUUAAUCUGACCUUCAGCUUCGAGGUGGACCGUCAGAAAACGGGCGUAUGGGUCGUUUUAAAGUCGAUGUUUUGUUGGAGUGAUGAUUUAGCGACACUUUGAGCCGGACCAGAUGUUUGUGCUCGAGGAAAGUCUAUGUUCUCACUUUAUAUGACGUCUAUAAUGCAUUAUACACAUACUUGUGAUGCGUUAUAAUCUGUUUAUAGCGCUGUAUAAUUAUAAGCAUUCAUUUUAGUAUCUCAGCAAGGAUUAUAAUAUAAUAUAAUUCUGUAGUUGUAAUGCAUUAUGACUUGUUAUGAUGCAUUAUAAUCACUGUUGUAAAGAUAAUUAUUUAUAAGUAACUAAGAGCUCAUUGGGUGCUUUAAGAUAUAAUCCAUCAGGAGCAGCUGAUAAGUGACUUUAAGUUGCUUUUGUUUGCUUUAAGUGAAGAAAACAUCUAAAUGUCAGAAAUGAUGGAACUUGAGUCAUCAUAUAAAGUGUUAUGACUGUUGUUAUAAAGCAUUAUGAAUAAUUAUAAUAAUUAAUAUAUAUAUAUAUAUAAUAAUUAUGAAUAUCUAUGAUUAAACAAUGAGAAUGAUGAUAACACAUUAUGAGUAUGUUCAUAAUGCUCAUUGUGUUCUGCUGAUCAGUUUAAUAUUUCUUGUGUUGGUGGAGUGAUGAAGGUGGUGGUGGAGGAAGAUCCGGGUGUCUGCAGGAGUUAUCCUCUGGGGAUCAUGGAUGUUAUAAUGCGCAGGUUGGACGGUCCAACUGCCCGACCGACACCGCCAUCGUUUGGCACCAUAGUUAGCCAGCACUUACAUUUAUAGUCCACAAAUCUGCGGCACACAGUUUACGUCCAAUGCCAAAGUUUCUGUGCUUCGUGUCGGAUAUGUAGCGAGGAAGAACGUGAAGUCUGGGAGGCGACUCGUGUAGCAGGUGCAGCUAUUCGCUUUCAUCACGAUCUUUCCCUGAACUGUUUAGUUAGGCAAACCUUAAAGGAUCAUUAUGGUUGUAUUACAGCUUGGCUCUUCAUAUUUCUAUCCCUAAUAUGUAGAUUGUACUCACAUGUGAGAUGUUUAACAAGAAGUCGAACAGGACGUUAAACCAGAAGUUUACCCACAUCAUCUUCAUCAUCUUAUCAUCGGAUCAUCUUAGUGAUAAUACCUCAUUGUAAACGGCGAACCUGAAGCAGGAAAUGUGUUUGUGAACCAUGAUGCAUGUUUACAAUGAACAAUAAGUUGAUGGUCAACGCAUGUUGUAAUAAACUGGUGAAUAAUUCAGACACACUUUACAGAUGAUCUUUCAACAUUAGCCUUCAAUGCUCACAGAAUCAUCCAUAAAGCUUUAAUCUGAUCUUUCAGAACAGAAAGUACUAAUAGCUUAAUGUUGGACGUUCAGAGUCUCUGCAGAAGAACUCUUACAAGUCCUCGUGAGACGUCGCUGCACGUGGAGCAGCUUCUGUGAAACAGGAAACGGGAAACAGGAAACAAAGGUGUGAAAGUCUCAGAUUGGGGGGAUGGUUGUCCAGAAUCCCGACUUCAUGUGGAUGUAGCUGCUGUUCUCUGUUCACUGUGAUGUUUACUGUUGUGGAGAAUAAUGUUGAUCUGUAGAGUGAUACGGUCGUACUGCCUGAUGUGCAUCAUGUCCAACAUCGAUCAAAGUCUCGUGCCAACGAACUGGAAAAGUCUUUUUUUAACGGGGACAUUUUAGGAGAAUCUGUUUUUAAUGUUGAUUGAUGUGUUAAACCCGAGCAGCUGUGAGCCUCAUGUCGCUGCUGUUCACACAGUCACUGCCGUCCGUCUGCGUGUCGUCGGCCUCCGACUGCAACAAGCUGUCGAUCACCUGCCGUCACCUGUCCGAUCACCUGCCGGUCACCUGCCGGUCACCUGCCGGUCACCUGUCGGUCACCUGCCGGUCACCUGCCGUCACCUGUCGGUCACCUGUCGGUCACCUGCCGGUCACCUGCUGAUCACCUGCCGGUCACCUGCCGGUCCAGUCAGUGCACUUCAGAAGGACAACAAAUCUAUGAGAAGAAGUAUAUUUAUAUUGUCUUAUUGUGCACCUGUUUUGUUCAGGUGUCUUAUGUAAGUGUCUAUUAAAAGUGUUUUUAACACC